AUGGCAGCUAAGCUACAACACAAAAGAAAGAGAAGUUGGGAAAAGGAAUUUUACAAGAACGGAUUUCCUUCAGAAGUCAUUGUCAUAUCAGAUUCCCCAACUCCAACACCUCCACCCUCUCUGCCACAAGCAACAAACUCAUCGUCCUCGUCUUCGUCCAGCAGCCAUGAUUCCUUGUAUCCAGCAAACAAGAGACGCUAUCUGCUUGAGCCCGAUCACAAGCGAAUCUACAAAAAUACCAGCGAUCUCUCAUUGAAUCAGAGCUUAUCAGCUUUCCAUUAUUUCCCAACUGCAAAUCACAUCUAUCCCUCAACAACAACUGCAGCUGCAGCGCCAACUUCAUCUACACUAGCGCCGCAAUUGCCAGCAACUUCCUAUCAUUUACCUCCAGCAAGUACACUACAGAAAAGACCUGUUUUGCCAACCGCAUCUUCCACGGCAACAACCAAGCAGCCAGCAGAGUUUUACGACGAUAAAGAUGGACAUUACAUUGUUAGACCAAAUGAAUCAUUAACACAACAAUACAAAAUUAUGAGAUUAUUGGGACAAGGGACGUUUGGCAAGGUCGUUGAAUGCUAUGACAGAGUACGCCGAAAAUACUGUGCCAUCAAAAUCAUCCGUGCUAUCCCAAAAUACAGAGAUGCAAGCAAAAUAGAAAUUCGAGUCUUGAACACUUUGAAACAUCACGAUCCGCUUAAUCUCAACAAAUGCAUACAUUUGGUGGAAUGGUUCGACUUUCGUAAUCACAUUUGCAUGGUAUUCGAGCUCUUGGGUCAAUCCGUGUUUGACUACCUCAAAUCAGUCCAGUUCAAGCCAUUUCCGCCCACUCAAAUCCAGCACUUGGCAAAGCAAUUGAUCACCAGUGUAGCAUUUUUGCAUGAUCUUAAAUUAGUUCAUACCGAUUUAAAACCCGAGAACAUUCUACUAGUGGGCGAGCCUACAACGACAUGCACAGAUAUACGCUUAAUCGACUUUGGAUCUGCUACUUUUGAAAAGGAUUAUCAUUCAGCUGUGGUCUCCACUCGCCAUUAUAGAGCACCUGAGAUUAUCCUGGGUAUAGGCUGGUCCUAUCCAUGUGAUUUAUGGUCGAUUGGCUGCAUUUUAGUGGAAUUCUUUACUGGCGAUGCUCUUUUUCAAACUCAUGACAACUUGGAGCACUUGGCAAUGAUGAAUUCUGUCCUUGGUCCAUUGCCUCUACACAUGGUCAUGUCUGCAAACAAAGAAGGCCAAAAGUUCUUUUUCAAAGAGAGCAAAAAGCUGCGAUAUCCUACAACAAAGACAACCAAGCAAAGCAGGAAGUUUGUGAGCGCAUUGAAGCCAUUGCAAGAAAUGAUACCGGCAAACAAUCAACACAACAAGUUUUUGCUAGACUUGCUGAAGAAAUUGCUCGUCUAUGAACCUAGUCAACGUAUUUCUGCUCGUGAGGCGCUUCGCCACCCAUUUCUUUCAUGCUGCUAA
Molecule: messenger RNA, 1458 nt
Organism: Mucor velutinosus
Lineage: Eukaryota; Fungi; Mucoromycota; Mucoromycetes; Mucorales; Mucoraceae
Product: uroporphyrin-III C-methyltransferase
Exons: 7
Coding region: 1-1458 (485 amino acids)
Biological process (GO): regulation of RNA splicing; protein phosphorylation
Cellular component (GO): nucleus
Molecular function (GO): protein serine/threonine kinase activity; ATP binding
Source: RefSeq, a predicted model, not a curated record